Messenger RNA from Zingiber officinale, 525 nucleotides. RefSeq names its product NAD(P)H-quinone oxidoreductase subunit S, chloroplastic-like. The coding region runs from base 1 to 525 and encodes 174 amino acids. The transcript is spliced from 2 exons. Gene Ontology annotation, biological process: photosynthetic electron transport chain. The record is from RefSeq and is a predicted model, not a curated record. NCBI's taxonomy places the organism in Eukaryota, Viridiplantae, Streptophyta, Magnoliopsida, Zingiberales, Zingiberaceae.
AUGGCUCAUGGUCGCGGCCUCUGCAACGGCGAGCGAGGCAUCCGCCACAAGCUCCAGCAGACCACCAUGGAACAGCCACCUUCGCCUCCUCUCGCCUCCCCACCUGCUCCUGUCCCGCCUUCUGCCGUCGGCGUGGACGAAGGCACUUUCGAAAAGGAGCUCUUCGGCCUCACCGGAGGCUUCCCAGGCAGCGAAAAGGGCCUUAAAGACUUCAUCCAGCGGAACCCCUCUCCUUCCGAGGCAAAGGCAAGGGCGGGCGGCGAGGAGAGCAUCGCGGUAUUGCUGGCGCGGGCGAAGCCGAAGCUCCCCGAGCUUCCCCUUUUCCUGCUCGGGAUGAUCGUGAUUGUGAAGAACCCAAAGAACCCUUUCCACAUGUAUAGUGGGAUCGUGCAGAGUCACCAACGAGAAGGCCGGUGUGCUCUUCGAAGGGGGUCAUUUCUGCUGCAGUUUUGCUUAGGACCGAAGCAGGUGGUUUUGAUCUUGAUCGGGAGAGGCAGGUACGCUAGAAGGAGAAGAGGGAGAUGA